Radiomyces spectabilis is the source of this 1302-nucleotide messenger RNA. RefSeq names its product nucleotide-diphospho-sugar transferase. Bases 1 to 1302 code for a protein of 433 amino acids. The transcript has 4 exons. Gene Ontology annotation, molecular function: alpha-1,2-mannosyltransferase activity. The record is from RefSeq and is a predicted model, not a curated record. NCBI's taxonomy places the organism in Eukaryota, Fungi, Mucoromycota, Mucoromycetes, Mucorales, Radiomycetaceae. Gene Ontology annotation, cellular component: Golgi apparatus; membrane. Gene Ontology annotation, biological process: cell wall mannoprotein biosynthetic process; protein N-linked glycosylation.
AUGAAAUCCUCACCCAAGGACAAGUGCAAAUUAGCUCAUUCUAUUGAUAUCAAUGCCCAUGAUGAUCACAUCAUUGUCACGCCCUCCAGAAAAUACGCGCGUGUGGUCAAACGAAUCACACGGUUCUGUCUGUCUCCAUUGUGGAUCUGCGGUGCCGUGAUCUUUCUUGGCGGUUGCCUCGUUUACAAUCAUCAAAACCGGUUUAUAGGCGCAACGGAUCUAGCCAACCAAGCGAUUGGCCUUCCCUCCUUUUUACCGCCUGACUAUGAAUUCCAUUGGCACGAAGCGAUCCACGACAGUCCCAAUGCAUCCGUGAAAGCCGCUUUUGUCACCAUUGCCCAGGAAUCCGACUUGUAUAAACUGAUCGCUUCGGUCAAGGAUAUUCAAGAUCGAUUCAACGAUCGUCACGGCUACCCUUGGAUUGUGCUCAGUGACAAACCGCAUUCCCUCCGAUUUCGCGAGCGCAUUCGCCAUCUGAUCAAGCACGGAAGUGUCUACUUUGGCCACAUUCCUCUUUCACACUGGCAUGAACCGUAUUGGGUGGAUAUGGAAGCCGCCGAAAUAUCCAUGAUGGUCGCAAUCAAUGAAGAAAAUGUUUAUGCCAAUCGGGCGCAUUGGCGCAAAAAGACAAGAUACAGCGCCGGCCUGAUCGCUCGCCAUCCGUUAUUGAGCCAUCUGGAUUUUAUAUGGCAGGUGCAUCCAGGAAGUGAAUACAAAUGUGACAUUCUCAUUGACCCUUUCGCGGUGAUGCACGCCGACAAUAAGAAAUUUGGAUUCGGUAUGUCGCUCUUUGCAUCCACCAGAGACAAGGAUCCUUUGUGGGAAAAGGUGCUUGAAUAUAUUGAAAAGAAUCGUCACACUAUCCGACCCGAUGAUCUGCCGAUGUCAGAAAUCAACCAACUUCAAAGCCAAGUAGGCGAAUACUGGGGCAAAUACAACGGCGCCGUGUUUUUUAACGAUUUACUGGUGCUGUCAUUGAGUUUUUUGCGAUCACCUGAAUAUCUUCACUUUUUUCAUUUUCUCGAUCGACAAGGUGGCUUUUUCAAUGAAGCAUGGGGCGGAGCCACGUUUCCGCCUUUGCCUUCCCUUGGAGCCGGACUCUUUUUGAAUCGUAGCGAAUUCUACUAUAUGAGCGAGAUUGGCUAUACACACGACAUGAUUAACAGUUGCCCUUACAAUUCCGCUCGCCAUCGGUCGCUUCGAUGCACUUGUAUUCCCAAUAAUUUCGGUAAGACGAGUGGAUACUCUGUUCACUGGAAUGUUGUUUUCUUAUCAUCAUUCCUCUUUUAUUCAUCAAGCUGA